Messenger RNA from Glycine soja, 1033 nucleotides. Its product is annotated as ethylene-responsive transcription factor 5-like. Lineage: Eukaryota; Viridiplantae; Streptophyta; Magnoliopsida; Fabales; Fabaceae. Gene Ontology annotation, biological process: ethylene-activated signaling pathway; regulation of DNA-templated transcription. Bases 84 to 911 code for a protein of 275 amino acids. The transcript has a single exon. Gene Ontology annotation, molecular function: DNA binding; DNA-binding transcription factor activity. The record is from RefSeq and is a predicted model, not a curated record.
ACUUAAACACACAACACAACCCUCUUCUCUCUUUACCUUCUUAACGCACCAAGCGAAGCGAAAAGCGCUUUCUAACUUAAGUGAUGGCGAACGCAGCUGAAGUUUCAGCCUUGAACCGCAUCAAACUGCAUCUUUUGGGUGAACUCUCUCCACUGGCCACUCCCCUAAACUAUUUUGAUGAAUCAAACCCUAGCCCCUCUGAAUCUUCCAAUUCCCAAUCUUCUUCUGUUUCUCUUAACCACUACUUCACUGACCUCUUCGAAUUCGACUCCAAACCCCAAAUAAUCGACCUCCAAACUCCCAAAACACUAACUUCAGCUCAGAAGAAACCUCAAUUGAAUCGGAAACCGUCGCUGCUAAUCGCUGUUCCAAAGAAGACCGAGUGGAUCCAGUUCGGGAGCCCGGAUCCGAACCCGGUGAUGGCUGCGCCGGAGAACCUGCCGCAGAAGAAUCACUACAGAGGUGUCCGGCAGCGGCCCUGGGGCAAAUUCGCCGCCGAGAUCCGCGACCCGAACAAGCGCGGCUCUAGGGUUUGGCUCGGAACCUUCGACACCGCCGUCGAAGCCGCCAAGGCCUACGACCGAGCCGCCUUCAGACUCCGCGGCUCCAAGGCCAUCCUCAACUUCCCCCUCGAAGUUAGCGCCGUGGCGGAGACCGUCUCCGUCGCCGCCGCCGAAGGCAACGUCGAGAGAAAGCGCCGCCGCGAGGAAGAGGAGGUGGUGGUGGAGGAAGUAAAGCCGGUGGUGAAGAAGGAAAAGAUAACGGAACAGGAUGUGAGUUGUUUUAGGGAGAUGCCGUUAACGCCGUCUAUGUGGACCGGGUUCUGGGACAGUGACGUCAAGGACAUUUUCAACGUUCCGCCGUUGUCGCCGUUAUCUCCUUUUGGAUUUUCACCGCUCGUGGCGGUGUGAAAUUUCUAAUUUAGCACUGCGUUUUUUCGUGUUUAAGUUACAGCGUCCUGUAUGGGGAUGAGUACAGUGUACAUUUGACGAAUUUGUUAAUUCAACAAUCUUUUAUUCACUUUUAUUUGCUA